UUUGUUUUUUUGCCUUACUGGGGAUUUUGCCUGCUUAAAGUUCUCUUGGAGAAUCUGUUUUUGGUUGGUAAUAAUUGGCUAUCUGAGGCCAAUGCUUAUGAUAUCUUUAUGAAUCUCACUCUCAAUUUUCUGCUGUACUGUCAAUUAUUCAUUAGUCCAGAGAUGGAAAGGCACCUUCAAAAGUCUUCCAACCUGGGGAAUCCCACUGAUUGUGAUGAUGCAAAGUAUGUCUCGGGCCUCAGUACCAUUCUUGUUGCCACGAUUCAGGAAGCAAAAGACAGGAUUUCUCAGAUAGAAUAUAUUUUCUGCAGUCAGCUCUUCCCUAAUUUCCAAUCAAAAUCUAAAAGCCUUCAGAAAAUUUAUUCCGAUGCCAAGAAAGCAGCAGAAGAUGCAUUCAAAGAGAGAGAAAAUAAUCUCAAACUCCAAAUAGAAAGUCUGCAACUUGAAAAGCUAGCAGCCCUUGAAGAGAACCAAGCUCUAAAGCUUGAGAUGGAAAAGCCAUCAAAGGACCGUGAAGGGAAGACAAACCAGUUACUUGCCGAAGUAAAAAGUCAACAACUCAAGAUUGAUGAGCUAGAGUGGAAGCUUAAGAAGUCAUCUGUGGAGAUUGAUGAGGGAAUGGAAUUGCAAAAUAGAUUACUCCAAUUGGUUCAAUCGAAAGCAUCUGCUAUCGUACAUGUAGGAAAACAGCUGAAAGAGUAUGAAGAAAAGACAAAUGAGCUUCUUUCUGAAGUGGCUAGGCUUCAGGAAAAAGUUGAUGAGCUCCAAGAGGAGCUUAGAAGAAAGACUGAGAAAGUAGCAGAGGGAAAGGAGUUGCAAGAAAAUUUAUUCAAAAAGAUUGCGUCACUUGGCUCGGAAAUUCUGGCUAAUGAACAGAAACUGACUGAUAAUGGAAAAGAGAAAAAAUCACUUAUGAGCAAAUUGGAAUGUUUGGAGGAUAAUGCUAGUAAACUUCAAGAGGAACUUGAAAAAAAGACUUGUGAAGUUGAGGAGGGAAGAAAAUUACAAAACCAAUUACUUCAACAAAUUGAUUUGAAUAACACGGAAAUGUCAAAGAACAAACAGCAGUUGCAGGAGUGUGAGAAAGAGAAGAAGCUGCUUCUGGCCAAAGUAACCGUUUUAGAAGGGAAAAUUAAUGAGUUGCAGGUAAGUCUUAGAGGAAAGAGCAGUGAGGUGGCAGAAGGAAGGGAUUCAUAUAAAAAGUUACUUCAACAAAUUGACAAGAAAACCUCUGAGUUACUGGCUGAGAAGAAGAGAAGAAUGGAAAAUAUUAAUUCUUACAAAAAGCUGAAAUCUCAAUACAACUUCCUCUGCUUGAGGUUUGGUCUUACCCCGGAGAAUAUGCUCCCCCAAAGUGAUUCGUUGAGGCAUAAUCAGGUUUCAGUAACUUCCCGCGAUCCUGCAAACAAAGUUUUAGACACUUUUGUAGCUCCUUGUGACACAAAUAAAGUGAUGUACGACAAUUGUUUUAGUGGAAGCUCGGAGGAUGAGAAAGGAGCCAAAUUAGUUGAACCCAUGAGCUCUGGCUCUCCAGCUUCCUGUUUCCCUGUUGCACCAUAUCUGUCCAAUGUAAGAUCUGCCCCAGUAGCUGGUUCAAAAAGGCCAGCAUCUCGUUGGAGAGAUACAAGGUCAGGUCAAUGCCAAGGUGGGCCUGAACCAUAUGACGAUUUUCUUGCUACUCCUUUAGAGAACAUCAGAGGAAACUUGAACAAAGCCAUGAAGGAACAAGUUCGAGAUUCUCCAGUCCCUAUUCAGAAAGACGGGAAUUUCGACUACUCAGAUGAUGAAACACAAGAUAUGAAUGUUGAAUGCUGCCCACAAAAGCAGCAGAUGGCAGUUCCAAUGGCUGGAAGAAAAGGUUUCAAAUAUGUUGAAACAGUAAGAAAGAAAGCUGAUCGUGAAAACUUGAAAGGAAUUGAAUGCAAGCAGUGUAAGAAGUUUUAUGAUGCUGUACUACCUGAUGAUGGGGGAUCAGACACCAGUGGUAAUCAAGGGAAUUUCCGCUGCGAACAUCAUGAAGGUGUUUCUAGGCAUCGGUAUAAGUAUGCUCCUCCUAUGACCCCUGAAGGAUUUUGGAAUAUUGGAUUUGAAUCUGAAAUGUCAUAGCAUUCUUGAGCUAAAGUUUUUUCAUAGCAUUGUUGGUCCAGUAUGAACCAAAAGAGGGAACACUACCUAAAAGGUGGACCAUACACAACCAUAGUUUCAAAAUGAUCCUUCAAGAAUAUCCACCAGAAUUUACCCUUAGUCUCAUAUAGCUUUGAGUUGCAUUCAACUGCAUAUUCUUAUUAUUUUAACUUCUGUUGUAUCAUCCAGGCAUGUACCCGGUUACUUUCCCUAUUCUUCAAAUAAAUAUUUUCUGGUCAAGAGAUAAAUGUAUUGCAUAGCCAAUACUAAAGAAUCAAAUAAUUUAGAAAUUACUUGAUUCCUAAAUUGGGUAGUUAGAGUUUUCUAUACAAUGUCUGAGGUGUAAAACUCCUA
Messenger RNA from Carya illinoinensis, 2478 nucleotides. Its product is annotated as protein gamma response 1. Gene Ontology annotation, biological process: DNA double-strand break processing involved in repair via single-strand annealing; double-strand break repair via homologous recombination. The record is from RefSeq and is a predicted model, not a curated record. The coding region runs from base 109 to 2106 and encodes 665 amino acids. The transcript has 2 exons. Gene Ontology annotation, cellular component: site of double-strand break. NCBI's taxonomy places the organism in Eukaryota, Viridiplantae, Streptophyta, Magnoliopsida, Fagales, Juglandaceae. Gene Ontology annotation, molecular function: Y-form DNA binding; flap-structured DNA binding; single-stranded DNA binding.